ACUGCAUUGUAACGAAAACAGGAAGAAAGGCAGCAUGAGGAAAUCUUCUUGUGUCACCGAUGGAGGGAUAUUGUGUGUUGAAGUGAGUGAUGAAUAUAGCGAGUUAAACCUACAGCAGAUGGAGAAGAUCGAGGUUUUAGCUGUUACGGACAGUAAAACUUUAAUCAUCUGAUUCGAUCUCAUAUAAUGGAGCGCGCGAUGGAGCAAUUAAACGUGCAGCUCAAUCGAUUGACGCGCUCGCUACGGCGCGCGAGGACAGUGGAACUCCCUGAAGAUAGUGAAACAGCUGUAUACACUCUCAUGCCCAUGGUCAUGGCUGACCAGCACAGGUCUGUUUCUGAAUUGCUUUUAAAUUCAAAGUUUGAUGUCAACUAUGCCUUUGGGCGAGUCAAAAGAAGCCUUCUACAUAUUGCUGCCAAUUGUGGGUCAGUAGAGUGUCUCAUUCUGCUGUUAAAGCGUGGUGCGAAUCCGAACUAUCAAGACAUCUCUGGCUGCACACCUCUGCAUCUUGCUGCAAGAAACGGACAAAAGAAGUGUAUGGGCAGACUAUUAGAGUACAAUGCUGAUGUCAAUAUCUGCAAUAAUGAAGGUCUAACCGCUAUUCACUGGCUGGCAGUGAACGGUAGGACAGAACUGCUUUAUGAUCUGUUGCAGCAUGUGUGUAACGUGGACGUGGAGGACGCCAUGGGCCAGACAGCUUUACAUGUGGCCUGCCAGAAUGGACACAAAACUACAGUACAGUGUCUUUUGGACAGUGGAGCAGACAUCAACAGACCCAAUGUCUCUGGUGCGACUCCGCUCUAUUUUGCCUGCAGUCAUGGUCAGAGAGACACUGCUCAGAUACUGCUCUUCAGAGGAGCCAAAUAUCUGCCAGACAAGAAUGGUGUUACACCUCUUGACUUGUGCGUGCAGGGUGGUUAUGGCGAAACGUGUGAAAUUCUCAUCCAGCACCAUAGCAGACUGUUUCAGACGCUGAUACAGAUGACCCAGAAUGAUGAUAUUAAAGAGAACAUGUUAAGGCAAGUUCUAGAAUAUGUUUCACAGCAAAGUGACUCCAGCUACCACAGGAUCCUGACCAGCCUCGCUGAGGUGGCCACCACAAAUGGACAUAAACUGCUCAGUUUAUCCAGCAACUUUGAAGUCCAGACAAAGAGUUUCCUUCGGAUUAUCCGAAUAUUCUGUCACGUGUUCUGCCUUGGACCGUCCUCCCCCAACAACGGAAUUGACAUGGGGUACAACGGCAACAAGACACCCCGUAAUCAGGUGUUCAAGCCUCUGGAGCUGUUAUGGCACUCGCUUGAUGAGUGGCUGGUUCUCAUCUCAACUGAACUGGACAAGCAGUGCAGUGAUGCCAGCACCUCGUCCUCAGGAAAUGACAUCGCCUCACUUUUCUUGAAAAAGCAGGAAGUCGAAACCACCGAAACCCCUCCACUGUUGCUGGAUGCCAAAGCUGUGAUGAAUACACCAGAGGGCUAUGUUGAUGGUCAGGAUGUCGUCUCUAUGAUAGCCAAUCGCCUAAGUGCUGUGAUUCAGGCCUUCUACAUGUGCUGUUCCUCUCAGAUGCCGCAUGGCAUGACCUCGCCUCGAUUCAUUGAGUUUGUCUGUAAACAUGAUGAAGUCCUAAAGUGUUUCGUCACAAGGAAUCCCAAAAUCAUUUUCAACCACUUCCACUUUCUGCUGGAGUGCCCUGAACUCAUGUCACGCUUCAUGCAUAUAAUCAAAGGACAGCCAUUUAAAGACAGAUGCGAGUGGUUUUAUGAACAUCUUCUGGCCGGACAGCCGGACUCAGAUAUGGUGCACCGGCCGGUUAACGAGAAUGACAUUCUUUUGGUUCACAGAGACUCAUUGUUUCGCAGCAGCUGUGAGGUUGUUUCCAAGUCGUCCAAUGAGAAACUGAAGCAAGGAAUUGCUGUGCGGUUCCAUGGUGAAGAGGGAAUGGGCCAGGGUGUUGUCAGAGAGUGGUUUGACAUUUUAUCGAAUGAGAUCAUCAACCCAGACUAUGCACUAUUUACACAAUCUGCAGACGGUACCACAUUUCAACCCAACAGUAAUUCUUCAGUCAACCCAGAUCAUCUGAACUAUUUUCGAUUUGCUGGUCAAAUCCUUGGUCUUGCCCUCUACCAUCGCCAGCUUGUGAACAUCUACUUCACACGUUCCUUUUACAAGCACAUACUGGGCAUUCCAGUGAGUUACAAGGACGUGUCAUCUAUUGAUCCAGAGUAUGCUAAAAACCUGCAGUGGAUUCUGGACAAUGACAUCAGUGACCUUGGACUUGAGCUCAGCUUUUCUGUAGAGACAGACGUCUUCGGUACUAUGGAGGAAGUCCCUCUCAAACCCGGAGGAACCGCUAUUCAGGUCACUCAAGACAACAAGGAGGAGUAUGUGCAGCUGGUGACCGAGCUGAGGAUGACCCGAGCUAUUCAACCGCAGAUCAAUGCUUUCCUGCAAGGCUUUCACACUUUUAUCCUCCCCUCACUCAUCCAGCUCUUUGAUGAAUAUGAGCUGGAGCUGCUGUUGUCAGGUAUGCCUGAAAUUGACGUAAUGGACUGGAAGAGGAACACCGAGUACACUAGUGGAUAUGACAUUCAGGAGCCAGUUAUACAGUGGUUUUGGGAAGUGGUUGAAAAUCUUACACAAGAGGAAAGAGUCCUUCUAUUACAGUUUGUUACAGGAAGCUCAAGAGUUCCUCAUGGAGGAUUUGCUUUUCUUAUGGGUGGCAGUGGUUUGCAGAAGUUCACUAUCGCUGCUGUGCCCUACACGUCCAACCUACUGCCUACCUGUAGUACCUGCAUCAAUAUGCUGAAACUUCCAGAAUACCCCAGCAAGGACGUCCUGCGUGAUCGCCUGCUGGUCGCACUGCAUUGUGGGAGUUACGGCUACACCAUGGCAUGAUGUUGACGUGCGUGUUUACAUGGUGUCUGCUCUAAGGACACGUGACGCACAUACAAGUCUUUUCAGGGAUUAUUCAACACUAAAGUAUUUUUAUUUUAAAGUUUUUUUUUAUUUUGAUCAAGCAAAUCUUUGGCAAAGACACAUCAGUGAACGAUUAUCAUCAGACGCUGGAUCUAUUGUGUGGGGGUUAUCAUGAAUGUCAUAUUAUAUUGCAAAUGCACUAUAGUAAUUAUAAUAUAAUUGGUAAAUGAACCUCUUAAUUUACUUUCCUUUGAUAUUGCAGUGAAAUAUGACCCAGAUAGAUUUUGCGAUUCACCCUUAAGCCAAUCACUAAAACCAAACGGCCUGUGUUGCUGUACUGCAAAAGACAGUUUUAUUUUAUAUUAAUAGAUGUACUUCAGGCUAUAAUAUUUGUUAUCUCAUGCUGUUCAGUUUACAUCAUGGUUGAAUUGUGUGCGUGUGUGUAGGGGGGUGCAUGCAAGACACUGACACAUUUAUAGCCCAAAAUCAAAACUGAUAUUAGAAAGGCAACAUAUUAUUGAAAAUUGUUGUGGUGUUAUGUUCUUGUGUAUAUCAGUUUUCUGGUGUAUUGCAUCAUUGUAUUGGUCUCUUGUGUGACACUUUAUUUGUAGUCUAUAAGGUUUUAUACUAUUCCCAUGAUUGUUGUGCCAUACCUUUUUUUAAAGUACUCACAUUAAAUGUGUUUAGUUAUAUACUGUACUGUAUGGGGCUGUCUGCGUUGUCUGUGAAUGCUAAAUUGUAUAUUUUAUUUGUUUAUGUGCAGAUAAGUUAUUCUUAAAAUUGAUCAAAAACAUUUUUGGUUGUGCCAAAUAAUCUUAGAAUAAAUCAUAUAGUUUCCUCUUUAAAAAGAAGAGGAUGCUGUUAAUAAAGGAUGCUGGUGGCCAUUCAUUUUGAAAAAGGGAAUUCAUGUCAUUUAGGAAUGUGGAAUAUCACCUUUUAGCAUUUGUGUAGUUUAAAGUGAACUCUGUAAAAUUAUAAGCGUAUAUUUAUAUGUAUAUACAUUUAUUUAUUCUGAUCAUGAUUAGGGAUUCAUAUUUGUUUUUGUAUUUGUAAUAAGAGUGUACACUGCACAAUCCUUUGGGUAUUUUCCAGGAUGCAUCACAAUUAUUAAAGUAUGCAUUUUACUAUACAGAAA
Molecule: messenger RNA, 4048 nt
Organism: Misgurnus anguillicaudatus (oriental weatherfish)
Lineage: Eukaryota; Metazoa; Chordata; Actinopteri; Cypriniformes; Cobitidae
Source: RefSeq, a predicted model, not a curated record